This is a messenger RNA of Nyctereutes procyonoides (raccoon dog), 986 nucleotides long. It is a transcript of the gene VMO1, whose product is annotated as vitelline membrane outer layer 1 homolog. Lineage: Eukaryota; Metazoa; Chordata; Mammalia; Carnivora; Canidae. The transcript has 3 exons. The record is from RefSeq and is a predicted model, not a curated record. Bases 4 to 609 code for a protein of 201 amino acids.
AGGAUGGAGAGGGGGGCCGCAGCCAAGCUGCUGUUGCUUGUGCUGCUGUGGGGCACCUGCUGCGGACAUGCACAAGCUGACCACCUGAGCGACUACACGUCGGUCAUCGAGGUGACCAAUGGGGGACCUUGGGGCGACUGGGCCUGGCCGGAGAUGUGUCCUGAUGGAUUCUUCGCCAGCGGGUUCUCACUCAAGGAAGAGCCCCCCCAAGGCAUUUCCAGAGAUGACACGGCUUUGAACGGGAUCCGACUGCACUGCUCACGGGGGAACGCAGAGCGCAACACGCAGGUGGUGGAGUCCCAGUCUGGAAGGUGGGGCUCAUGGAGUGAGCCCCUGUGGUGCCCUGGCGGUGGCUUUCUGGUGGCUUUCUCGCUGAGCGUGGAGGCGCGCCAGACCCUCGGGGACAACACGGCUGCCAACAACGUACGCUUCCGCUGCUCCGACAGCACGGAGCUGGAGAGGCCUGGCCUGGCCUGGGGUGACUUUGGGAAAUGGAGUAAGCCCUGCGCCAAAGGCGUGUGCGGUCUGCAGACCAAGGUGGAGCCACCGAUGGGCCUCCAGGAUGACACCGCCCUCAAUGACGUGCGCUUCUUCUGCUGCCGCAGUUAAGGAGGUCGCCCGCCCCCGCCAGUCCCACCGCGCUCGCUCGCUAUUACAGCUUCUCUGUCUCUGCUGUGGUCUCGCUUGUUUUAGGGGUAGGAAGCUGCGUCUCCUUGUCUUCCUCUUAGCCCGACAUUGGGUCAGGCCUUAAUUUGGGUUUGGGCUCAGGAGGCCAGGCAGGCCCCUGAAAGUCACGGACUCUUCACCCAGAAAAGUGCCCUUGAGGGCAGCCUAGGUGGCUCAGCACUUUGGCGCCUGCCUUUUGCCCAGGGUGUGAUCCUGGAGACACAGGAUUGAGUUCGCCUAGGGCUCCCUGCAUGGAGCCUACCUCUCCCUCUGCUUGUGUCUCUGCCUCUCUCGGUCUCUCAUUAAUAAAUAAAAAUCUU